Messenger RNA from Macroventuria anomochaeta, 852 nucleotides. Its product is annotated as UbiA prenyltransferase. Bases 1 to 852 code for a protein of 283 amino acids. Gene Ontology annotation, cellular component: mitochondrial inner membrane. Lineage: Eukaryota; Fungi; Ascomycota; Dothideomycetes; Pleosporales; Didymellaceae. The record is from RefSeq and is a predicted model, not a curated record. Gene Ontology annotation, biological process: ubiquinone biosynthetic process. Gene Ontology annotation, molecular function: 4-hydroxybenzoate polyprenyltransferase activity. The transcript has a single exon.
AUGGCCGUGCCUGUCGCCGCACCUUCAGCUGUCAUUGGCACCACAGCACUCUUCCUCACUGGAGCACUUGUCAUGAGAGGAGCUGGAUGCACCAUAAACGACCUCUGGGAUCGCAACCUUGACCCUCACGUCGAACGUACACGCCUCCGCCCACUGGCGAGACGAGCAGUGACACCCCAGCAGGCCAUCGUCUUUCUUGGUGGUCAGCUCUUUACAGGUCUAGCUGUCUUGUUAUCGCUACCUUUCGAGUGUUUCUGGUACGCCACGCCCUCGCUCAUACUCGUCACUCUCUACCCGCUGGCAAAGCGUGUCACGUACUACCCGCAAUUCGUCCUUGGCCUGACCUUCUCUUGGGGUGCCAUGAUGGGCUUCCCUGCGCUCGGUAUCGAUCUCCUCGCCAACCAGGCUGCAUUGACAGCAGCUGCUUUCUUGUACGCUAGCAAUGUUGCUUGGACCGUACUGUACGAUAUGAUCUACGCCCAUAUGGACAUCAAGGACGACGUUAAGGCCGGCAUCAAGAGUAUUGCGCUCAAGCAUGAGAAAGAAACAAAGGCCGUGCUGUCAGGCCUUGCUGUUGUACAAAUUGGACUCCUUGCCGCCUCUGGGUAUGCUGCAGGACUCGGCCCUCUUUUCUACAUUGGCUCUUGUGGUGGCGCGGCGCUUACGCUGGGCACUAUGAUCCGCCGCGUCAAGCUCAAGGAAGUCAGGAACUGCUGGUGGUGGUUCGUCAAUGGUGCUUUCUUCACCGGUGGUGCCAUUGGUCUUGGACUGACUGGCGAGUAUGCUGCGCACUUGCUCGGCUGGUAUGACGAGGACGAGGGGAUCAAGAAGCAGAAAGCCAUCAGCGCUUAG